GAAAGAUAUCACUUCCUCUUUCAAUAAUAAUUGGCUAUUUUAUUGUUAUUAAGCUUCUCUAAAUGUAGAUUGUAGAAUUAACAGUGCUUACACUUCAGACACCUCCUUGUAUAUGAAUAUGAGGGAAAGUAUCAGUGUUAUAAAUGAGGCAGCAUGUUCCGUUUUCUGACAAAAAUCUGUUCUUACCAAAUUCGGAAUGCCACAAAUGUCUCUGUUCAAUCUGACUGACUGGAUUUAAUCAUACUGCUGCUUUCUCUCUGCUCAGCAGUGUUUGUGGAUUGUGAAGGUGAGCAAGUAUGGAAGAGGAGCUGUGCUAUUCAACAGUCUGCUUUAAGCCAUUUGACAAUCAGAAAUCUACAGUGCCACAGUUAGAGGAGUCUGUAUUGUAUGCGGAGGUGAAAAGAAAACAAUCAACUUCACAGACACCUCCUGAGACCUCAGCUGCAGAGCGUUCAUUAAACAAAUCAGUUUUGUCAGCACACGAUUCUCUGACUGAAGCAAAAGAUGCUGCCACCCCAAUCUUUUCAGCAUACAGACGAGCUACAGUGUUUCUGGGGCUGCUCUGCUUCCUCCUGCUUGCUGCGUUAACAGCUGUCAGCGUUUUCAACUACAUUCACAUGUCUAAAUACAACAAUAUUCUGGUCCAGCACACUCAAGCGAAAGCCACCAAUCUGCAACUACUGGCAGACAAGGAAGUGCUGGAGCGAGAGAGAGCCAGGCUGACGACACAGGGUGAUCAGAUGAAUGGCACACUGGACUUCAUACUGAAAAAAAGCAGCUUUUUAGUGGAUGAGUACCGUCAGUCCACUGGAAACGGGGUCCAGUGUACACCUUGUCCUCAAAAGUGGAUUCAGAAUGGCUCCAGCUGUUACUAUUUCAAUGAAGACUGGCCCUGGAAAACGUGGACAGGGAGUCAAGAAUACUGCGAGGGAUAUGGAGCUCAGCUGGCCAUAAUAGACAGUGUGGAGGAACAGGAAUUCAUCAAUCAGCAGACCGAAUCAUAUUAUGACGAAUAUCAUGGGUACUGGAUCGGACUCUCUGAAAAGAAAGAAGAAACUUGGGUCUGGACCACUGGCGCUGAACUUGAGGGAGGAUUCUGGGUCAAUGGCCCCUCGAAAGGAUACAUGGAAUGCGUUCUGUCAGUGCCCAGCAAAAACCCACUGAAAAGCUGGAUAUCAACAAGUUGUUACAUGAGGAAUAGAUGGAUCUGCGAAGUGGACGUUUUAACAUGGCCAACCUUCCUUCAAGCCCAACAAAACCAAAGUGGCCCCUCAACAUGAGCAGAAGACAGAACAAAAGACAACCAUCUCAAGAAUAAUUUUAUUUUCAAAUUCAGUUGAAGUUUGAUUUGUUAGCAAUGUUUCAAGUUACAGCUCCAAGAGAGACACACAUACUGUAGGUAAAUGUCUUAUGCACCAUUCUUCCCGUCUGUCAAACAACAUCCAACUUUAUUGUGACUGAAUAAAUACUUCAGCCACACAAAUCACUCCAAGCUGUUCACAGUUCAUCACAUGUUUGUAAUUGUCGAUAUGCUAUUUAAUAUGCAUUACACAAAUGUAUCGCAAAUCAGUCCAAUAAAUAAAUUUCAUGUCACCUGUGGGUCUCAAGCUUUAAAAAUUGACCAUGAUUUGUAAGAAUAAAUAUGAGUGCUGCAUAACAAACGUGAUCUGAAGUGUCUCAGCUAAUAGUCUGUUACUGGAGAACUGAUCCUAGCAUUUCAGCAGCAGCCCAGAUUCUGAUCUACUUA
Sinocyclocheilus anshuiensis is the source of this 1747-nucleotide messenger RNA. Its product is annotated as C-type lectin domain family 7 member A-like. NCBI's taxonomy places the organism in Eukaryota, Metazoa, Chordata, Actinopteri, Cypriniformes, Cyprinidae. The record is from RefSeq and is a predicted model, not a curated record. The transcript has 9 exons. The coding region runs from base 297 to 1280 and encodes 327 amino acids.